Molecule: messenger RNA, 1996 nt
Organism: Nymphalis io (European peacock)
Lineage: Eukaryota; Metazoa; Arthropoda; Insecta; Lepidoptera; Nymphalidae
Gene: 6tox
Product: tenascin-like
Exons: 11
Coding region: 145-1632 (495 amino acids)
Biological process (GO): defense response
Source: RefSeq, a predicted model, not a curated record
AUCAAUCGACAAAGGCAUACAUGAUUCAUAACCACAACCGCGCCCGGUUAAGUCCCACCGUGUGUCCGUCUUUAUAUAAAACGACUCGGGAUAUUUUCAAUUUAGUUUUUAUUCAAUAUUCGAGGAAGGUAUGAAAUUCUAACAAUGUUUCACUUAGAAGGGAUUAUGUUUAUGGCUGUGCUCUGUGCGGUGAACGCCUCGGUUAUUGUUAAUAUUUAUGAUGACGACUUGGAAUCAAAGACGGCAAAAAAAUUAGAAUAUUGUAACGUCAACGACUGCGACCAGCUGUGUCGGCGUAUAGGGUUCCAUGGAGGUGUGUGUGUCGGUGAUCAUUGCAAGUGUGAUAUUAAUCAAAACAACGAAGUGGAAGAGAGCAAAGUAAAUCAAAAUAUUCACGGUUGCAACAAUCAGGCGUGUAAUCAACUUUGUCUUAGAUUGGGUUUCACGGGCGGUGAGUGUGUUGGUGACCGCUGCAGGUGUGAUAAUUUCCUCCGAGCUGAAGAAUUAGAAGGAAGUAAGUUACGUCAAAAUGUACUUGGCUGCAACAAUAGGGCCUGUGACCAACUCUGCCGUAGAUUGGGUUUCACAGGUGGUGUAUGCGUUGGUGACCGUUGCAGUUGUGACAAUUUCCUUCAAGUUGAAGAAUUAGAAGACAAAUUACAUCAAAAUUUACUUGGCUGCAACAAUAAGGUCUGUGACCAACGCUGCCGUAGAAUGGGUUAUACAGGUGGUUCAUGCGUGGAUAACCGCUGCAGUUGUUACAACUUCCUACAAGCUGAAGAAUUAGAAAACAAAUUACAUCAAAAUGUACUUGGCUGCAACAAUAGGGCCUGUGACCAACAUUGCCGUAGAAUGGGUUAUACAGGUGGUUCAUGCGAGGGCGACCGUUGCAGUUGUUACAAUUUCCUACAAGCUGAAGAAUUAGAAGACAAGUUACAUCAAAAUUUACUUGGCUGCAACAACAGGGCCUGUGACCAACGCUGCCGUAGAAUGGGUUAUACAGGUGGUUCAUGCGUGGAUAACCGCUGCAGUUGUUACAACUUCCUACAAGCUGAAGAAUUAGAAGACAAAUUACAUCAAAAUUUACUUGGCUGCAACAAUAGGGCCUGUUACCAACGCUGCCGUAGAAUGGGUUAUAGAGGUGGUUACUGCGUUGGUGACCGUUGCAGUUGUUACAAUUUCCUACAUGCUAAAGAAAAUUCUCGUCUUACAGAAUUAGAUGACAAAUUACAUCAAAAUGUACUUGGCUGUAACAGUAGGGACUGUGACCAACGUUGCUGUGGAAUGGGUUUCACGGGUGGUGUAUGCCUAGAUGACCGUUGCAGAUGUUACAAUUUUCUACAAGCUGAAGGUGACAUUAAAUCUACAUAUUCAGAUAAUCAAAUACCUUCUGUUGACGAAGCCGUGAUGGAGAUAAGCGAUAACUAUGCCAACAAUAAAGACGUGGAUAUUUGCAACACUGCCAUAUGUGAUAUUGCCUGCCGAAACCUAUGGUAUCCAGGAGGAAAUUGCUUCAACGGAAAAUGUAAAUGCUAUAAUCAAGUUAACUUCUGUGACCCAAUCGCCUGCAACAUUCAAUGUCAAGAUUACGUCGGCGGCAUGUGUAUAGACGAUCAUUGUUUCUGUUUUUAACAAAUAAAACCGUCAUUCUUUCAUUUUAUUAAUUAAAAUAGUAAUCACCGACAGAUAUAAAUAUUGUCAAGGAUUUAAACAAUGCACUCCUCUUCUUUCAAAUGUCCAAUUAAUGAUGAUAGAAAGGGAGAAAAUAGUGUCUAAGUAAUCACUUCUUGUUAUUUAUUUAAAAUUUUACGUCGUAAUUAUAAUAUAAAUAUUUUCAUAGCAUAUAGUGUAAGACACAUUGUAGAAAAGCAUUUUUGAAUAAAACAGUCUUGCAGUACCGAAUAGGUAAAUAAAUCAACGGUUUUAGAAAAGAAUUACUUUAUUUAUAAUGUAUGUUAUAUUUCUAUAAUGAUAAUAAAGUAUAUUUUAGAACGUU